AUGGAAGACUACGCACCGCCGUCUGGCCCGCCCCCGCCAAAAGCGCCAGAAGUUCCGGCCGGAUGGGUCGCGCGCUGGAACGACCAGUACAAGGAGUGGUUCUAUGUAAACGUGUACACCAAGAAAUCGCAAUGGGAUAAACCCACCGCGCCGGUCUUCCCAGUCGACGAGAACGCCCCGACUGAUCCGCCGCCGGGCUAUGAACCCGGCAACGGGCCCGCGCCAACAGAUACCAAGAAGAACCCCUAUGAUGACCCGACAGCCCAAAAUCGACAUGCUGGUGCGUCGUCGACACAGGACGAAGAUGCCAAGCUAGCGGCAAAGUUGCAGGCCGAGGAGGAUGCGAGGGCGCGCGGUGGUCCUACUCCCCCGGCUGGAUAUGCCGCUGGCGGUGCGGCGGAUUCAUAUGCCCAGGGGGGAGCGGGACACUCGCAGAGCCCGUUUCCCUCGGACUUGCCUCCUAGAGACGAUGCCCGGGGCAAAGACCGUGGUUUUCUAGGUAAAUUGUUUGGAAAGGGGAAGAAUCCGCAGGGUGGACAGGGCUACGGAGGAUAUCCCCAGCAGCAGAAUUACUAUCAGAGCCCGCCGCCCCAGCAGUACGGCGGAUAUCCCCAGGGGCCGCCUAUGGGACAAUAUGGCGGAGGGUACGGACAGCCUGGAUAUGGAGGGUAUCCUCCUCAGGGUGGUUAUGGUGGUGGUUAUGGCGGAUAUCCGCAGGGUGGUUACCAGCAGCAGGGACGGAGACCCGGUGGUAGUGGUAUGGGCAUGGGUCUCGCGGGUGGUGCGUUGGGUUUGGGCGCUGGUGUUUUGGGCGGUGCGCUGAUUGCGGACGCUAUUCACGAUCAUGAUCAGUCAGAGUACAACCAGGGAUACCAGGAUGGCAUGGACAAUGAUUAUGAUGGCGGUGGUGGUGGUGAUUUUGACGGCGGCGGCGACUUUUAG
Molecule: messenger RNA, 942 nt
Organism: Pochonia chlamydosporia 170
Lineage: Eukaryota; Fungi; Ascomycota; Sordariomycetes; Hypocreales; Clavicipitaceae
Product: RNA-binding protein
Exons: 3
Coding region: 1-942 (313 amino acids)
Molecular function (GO): protein binding
Source: RefSeq, a predicted model, not a curated record